AUGGCUGCCAAAGCACUCCAUUCUAACCAAAAACUCUUCACUCUCUCCCUCAUACUUCUCUCUUUAUCACUUCUAUUUCUGAUUUCAUUUUUCGGAUCGAAAUCUAAUAUCAUCUAUUCGUUUAGACUCGAGACGGAUCAAACAAAUCAGGUGUUCGAGAAUCCGAGGUGGUUUGAUCUUAUUCAAGAAGAGCUUAAUGGUGAUAAGAAGAUUAAGGUUGGUUUAGUUAAUUUCAAUGAGGAAGAAGAGAGUCAACUUAAAGUUCAUGGACAUGGUUUGAUAGUUAGUACCGUUCACGUACAUUUUGAUCGUGUGUCCAAGGUAAGGAAAUGGGAGGAUUUUUUCCCUGUUUGGAUUGAUGAAGACCCGGACUCUUCCCCACCGACGUGUCCGGAGAUCCCCAUGCCACGGCCGAUGGAGGAGUAUCGGGACCUCAACGUCAUGGUGGCUAGGGUACCGUGUGAAGGGUGGACGGUUGAGGCAGGGAUGAGGGAUGUGUUUAGGUUACAAGUGAACCUGGUGGUGGCCAAUCUUUUGGUGAGGAGUGGUAGGGCCACGAGAUACGUGGUGUUCGUCGGCGAUUGUGGACCGAUGCCGGAGAUAUUCAGAUGCGAUGACCUGUUGAGGAAAGAAGGGGAUCAUUGGGUGUACAAGCCUGAGUUGAGGAGGCUGAAACAGAAGGUGCACAUGCCUUUUGGGACAUGCCAGAUUGCUUAUCCAUUUGGAAAAACAGGUUCUAAACAAUUUUGUUUAUAUUCCGUAGAUGAAGCAAAUCAAAAUAAGCUGAAAAGCCGCCAUUUCAACCACAAGGAAGCCUAUGUAACAGUUCUUCACUCCUCGGAAGCUUAUGUUUGCGGCGCAAUAGCUUUGGCACAAAGCAUUAUCCGAACCAAUUCAACGAGAGAUUUACUUCUGCUUCACGAUGAACACAUCUCCCCAAAAUCCUUAACAGGUCUAAGAGCCGCCGGGUGGAAAACCAGGCAAAUCGAACGAAUUCGAAGCCCCUUUGCCGAGAAAGGUUCAUACAACGAAUGGAAUUACAGCAAGCUUCGGAUUUGGUUGCUCACAUGGUACCACAAGGUUGUUUUCAUCGAUUCAGAUUUCCUGGUUUUCAAAAACAUGGAUAGCCUCUUCCUUUACCCUCAGCUCUCGGCUGCCGCCAACGAUAAAACGCGGUUCAAUUCCGGGAUCAUGGUGAUCGAGCCUUCACUGUGUACGUUUGAAGAUUUGAUGGUGAAAAGCUUCAAAUUGGGUUCGUACAAUGGAGGGGACCAAGGGUUUCUCAAUGAAGCGUUCACUUGGUGGCACAGGGUGCCUUCACGGAUGAAUUUCCUCAAAUACUUUGAAGGCAACCAAAGUUCCGAUCGUAAUAAGGUACCCGAUGAUGUUUCUGCGAUUCAUUAUCUGGGUUUGAAGCCAUGGAUGUGUUACAGAGACUAUGAUUGUAAUUGGGAUCGAAAGGGAAGACAAGUGUUUGCGAGUGAUAAAGCUCACGAGAAAUGGUGGCAACUGUAUGAUGAAAUGCCCGAGAGACUCCAACAAUACUGUGGGUUGACCGAAGACAUGAUUUGGAGGAUCAAGACAUGGAGAAAGGUUGCUAAGAAUCUAAGGCUGCCUGAUGAACAUUGGAAUAUCAGUGUAACUGAUCCUAGACAGUACAAUCUUGUUCAACAAAGAAAAGGGUAUGAAGCAAAUCAAAAUAAGCUGAAAAGCCGCCAUUUCAACCACAAGGAAGCCUAUGUAACAGUUCUUCACUCCUCGGAAGCUUAUGUUUGCGGCGCAAUAGCUUUGGCACAAAGCAUUAUCCGAACCAAUUCAACGAGAGAUUUACUUCUGCUUCACGAUGAACACAUCUCCCCAAAAUCCUUAACAGGUCUAAGAGCUGCCGGGUGGAAAACCAGGCAAAUCGAACGAAUUCGAAGCCCCUUUGCCGAGAAAGGUUCAUACAACGAAUGGAAUUACAGCAAGCUUCGGAUUUGGUUGCUCACAUGGUACCACAAGGUUGUUUUCAUCGAUUCAGAUUUCCUGGUUUUCAAAAACAUGGAUAGCCUCUUCCUUUACCCUCAGCUCUCGGCUGCCGCCAACGAUAAGACGCGGUUCAAUUCCGGGAUCAUGGUGAUCGAGCCUUCACUGUGUACGUUUGAAGAUUUGAUGGUGAAAAGCUUCAAAUUGGGUUCGUACAAUGGAGGGGACCAAGGGUUUCUCAAUGAAGCGUUCACUUGGUGGCACAGGGUGCCUUCACAGAUGAAUUUCCUCAAAUACUUUGAAGGCAACCAAAGUUCCGAUCGUAAUAAGGUACCCGAUGAUGUUUCUGCGAUUCAUUAUCUGGGUUUGAAGCCAUGGUGUGGUUACAGAGACUAUGAUUGUAAUUGGGAUCGAAAGGGAAGACAAGUUUUUGCGAGUGAUAAAGCUCACGAGAAAUGGUGGCAACUGUAUGAUGAAAUGCCUGAGAGAUUCCAACAAUACUGUGGGUUGACCGAAGACAUGAUUUGGAGGAUCAAGACAUGGAGAAAGGUUGCUAAGAAUCUAAGGCUGCCUGAUGAACAUUGGAAUAUCAGUGUAACUGAUCCUAGACAGUACAAUCUUGUUCAAUAAAGAAAAGGGUGUGAAAUU
Hibiscus syriacus is the source of this 2613-nucleotide messenger RNA. RefSeq names its product putative UDP-glucuronate:xylan alpha-glucuronosyltransferase 4. Gene Ontology annotation, molecular function: glycosyltransferase activity. NCBI's taxonomy places the organism in Eukaryota, Viridiplantae, Streptophyta, Magnoliopsida, Malvales, Malvaceae. The record is from RefSeq and is a predicted model, not a curated record. Gene Ontology annotation, biological process: xylan biosynthetic process.